Molecule: messenger RNA, 2487 nt
Organism: Bactrocera tryoni
Lineage: Eukaryota; Metazoa; Arthropoda; Insecta; Diptera; Tephritidae
Exons: 7
Coding region: 1-2487 (828 amino acids)
Biological process (GO): proteasome-mediated ubiquitin-dependent protein catabolic process; nucleotide-excision repair
Cellular component (GO): nucleoplasm; cytosol
Molecular function (GO): ubiquitin binding; polyubiquitin modification-dependent protein binding; damaged DNA binding
Source: RefSeq, a predicted model, not a curated record
AUGCUAAUCACCGUACAGACGUUGCAGAACGAUACGUUUGUAAUUGAAAUAAAUCCUGAGGAGACGAUAUUUCAAUUAAAGGAGAGAAUCUAUAUUGAAAGAGGGACAGAAUACAAUGUUGAAAAUCAAAAACUGAUAUAUUCUGGUGUAAUACUCAGUAACGAGCGCAGUAUUAAUUCAUACAAUAUAGACGAAAGCAAGUUCAUCGUGAUAAUACUUAACGGUAGUUUUGAAAACUAUUUUCAGAAACCUGAUGGAGGAUGUUUUCCCUCAUCCGUUGUAUCAUCGGUUUCCACUACUCAAAAGGCGGACGAAUGUAACAAAUUACCAGACCGUAUAACAACAGCGGAUUCAUUCAAAGAAGUAUCAGUGCCGCAGGCCACACAAACUGAAAUUAAAGCGAUAUCAUUAAAUAAUGGCAAUGAUGACUCUGUUGGGGAAAGUCAAUCUGUGGGUAGUACUGACAACAUUAAUGGAGCAGCUGCUUUGGAAUUCACUGAAAGCAAUACAAGCAUAUUGUCUAGUGGGUCAGGGGUUUUGUUUUUUUCCAGAAGCGGUAAUGAAUCUGGGGGCUCUGAAACUAGUCAUAGCACUUAUUCUAGUGGUGAUCUUGCUGGAGUGUUUUCUAAUACUUCAAUACAAUCAAGAGCUGAAAUAAAUGUACCCUUGGACUCAGAAUACGAACAUACAAUUGAGUCUAUAAUGGAAAUGGGCUUUAGCCGUGAAAAUGUUGAAAAAGCAAUGUCAGUCAGUUUUAACAAUCCAGAAAGGGCCGUAGAAUACUUAAUUAGCGGUACAACUGAAACAUCGGAUAGUUUCAGUACAACUACCACAGUUGCACGAGAUAGCGUAAAGCUUAAAUAUAAUAUUGAUGCAAAUAAUGAUGGCGAAAACUGCAACAACGCUAGAGAGUCCGCUCGUAUUGGCGAUGAUGAAAGCAGUCAGGUGUCAUCAAUCCGCUUUAAUAGCAUUAGCAAAAUAUACCAUUGUCAAGAGAGUGGUUGUUGUGGUGGGCACCGCACGGGGGAAAGUGACGUCGGUAACUUAAAGGAUUAUAAAACUCAGCCCCAAGAUGACAAGGAAUCGAUGAAAGAAAAUUCUAAGGAACUUGAUGAAAAUAUGCCAAAAGAAGUCCAGUCUUACAACCUUGUCAGUGGAGAUACUCAAAAUAAUGGAUUAGGGAGUGUUUUGGCUUCUGUCGGAAGUAAUACUAGUAUGUCCUCAAGUGGAUCCGGCGUAUUUCCUCUUUCCGGCAGAAGUACUAGAUCUGAAGGUUCUGAAAACAGCCACAGCACAUUUUCAAGUGGUGACCUCGCAGGUGUGUUCUCUAAUACUUCAAUGAAAUCAAGAUCCGAAUCAAAUUUGGCAGUGAGUGAAGAAUAUAAUCGUACUAUUGAAUCAAUGAUAGAAAUGGGUUUUAGUCGUGAAACCGUUGAACACGCUAUGACUGCUUGUUUCAAUAAUACGGAGAGAGCAAUAGAAUUUUUAAUAAGUGGAUUGUCAGAUACUUCAGAGAUAUUUAAUAGCAAUACAACUAAUGAAGCAGAUAAUGGCUCCAAUAUUGUGGAAAGUAAUAGUAAUAGGGUGUAUGACGAAGAGAGAGAUCGUUUGUCAAAUUCCAUUGCUGAAAUUGGCUUAAAUUUCAGUUACAGAGUUGAAGAGUAUGACGACGAUCAGCGGCCUUUAGAAAACAAUCGCACGGCAUUACGAUAUGUUACAGGUGAAUAUCCAUUUGAAAUAUUUCGCAAUCAACCGCAGUUCUUACUAAUGCGUUCGUUGAUGUAUCACAAUCCGGACGCUUUACAUGGAGUACUCCAGCAAAUUGGGCAAACUAAUCCAGCGCUUCUACAACUUAUAUCGGAAAACCAAGAUGCUUUCCUAAGGAUGUUAAGUCAAACUUUGGAGGGACGUGCUGAUAUAAACCGGCAACAUCCUCGUCGGAUGACAGCGGGGCGACGUGCACAGCUUGCUGCUGCAGUUCGCGCUGCAGCUGGCGGAGAUGGAUUGCAUGUACGUUCUACUGAUAUAGACCCUGGUGCAGGCGGUGACGGACUUCUUACACACCAGCGACCUGGAGAAAGUGGUGAUGCAGGGGCGGAUACAGUACCACAUGUCUUUUCAUCUGCACAACCAGAUAGAGCGGCAGAACGUCGAGCAGCCGCUGCUGAUGCGUUCUUACGUGAAAGAGCUGCAGCUGCAGUUGCAGUAGCGACUUUAACUGCAGAUACCUCUGAUACAAUUCAUAAUGAAAUUUAUGAAGAUGGAGGUGCUACAAGCACAAUAGAUAACGAUAAUUUAUCUGCUACUAGCCGUCCACAAGGACAUAGAAAUAUGAAAUUUCUACUCACAACACAAGACGAGGAAGCAAUUAAUCGCCUUAAAUCACUUGGUUUUUCAGAAUCCCUGGCAUUGCAAGCAUAUUUUGCUUGCGAAAAAAACGAGCAAUUAGCGGCGAACUUUUUACUAUCUUCAGCGUUAAGUGAUUAG